AUUUUUUUUUGUUAGUUUUCCAGACAAACCACCAUUUCUCACCUACCAUUUCAAUUUUCAGCGUAGUUGAAGAAGCAACGUUGCUAUACUAUAGGCCUCUUUUUUUAAAUCAGUCUUCUGCUUUCGUUUAUAUGUAUUUUCUUCCACUUUUUUCACCUAACUUACCCAAAACUAAAACAAUAAUACUACUAAUAAUAAUAAUAAUAAAAAGAAGAGCAAAUACAGUUAGCUUCGACAAUACUCUAACCUGUAAGCUUAAAUCUUCAAUUUGACCUUCUCCAAUGGCGACAGCCAACGAUCCCGAGCAGCUAAUUGUUUCAUCCAUUGACAAGGGUGAAAAUUCGUCCAGUGAGAUCAACAUCGUCCGAGAGCCACUUCUAAAAGGCGAGCAUCAUGCUGAGAAUUACUCAAUACGCUCCGCAGUACUCCCUUUUCUGUUCCCCGCCUUUGGAGGACUGCUUUAUGGUUAUGAUAUUGGAGCCACAUCCUCUGCUACAAUUUCCAUAGAGUCAGCUUCAUUGAGUGGAAUUUCUUGGUAUGAUUUGUCUUCUGUGCAAACUGGUCUUAUAACUAGUGGUUCACUGUAUGGUGCUUUAAUUGGAUCUGCCGUUGCUUUCCAAAUUGCUGACUGGCUUGGGAGAAGAAGGGAGUUGAUUGUGUCUGCUUUGUUCUACUUUCUUGGAGCUCUGGUAACAGCAUUCGCUCCUGUCUAUGUUAUUCUGGUAAUUGGGCGCUUGCUGUAUGGUGUAGGAAUUGGACUGGCAAUGCAUGCUGCUCCCAUGUACAUUGCUGAGACGGCUCCUAGCCAGAUACGAGGACAACUGAUUUCUCUUAAGGAGUUCUUCAUAGUUUUUGGGAUGCUAGUAAGUACUACAUACUUGCCUGGAAAUUCUGUUGUCUAUAUGAACGUUACUAUAGAGGAAGUUGGAAGCCUUCUGAUAGAAACUGUUGCUGGUUGGCGAUAUAUGUAUGGAGUUAGUGCCCCUUUAGCAGUUAUUAUGGGAAUUGGAAUGUGGUGGCUUCCUUCAUCACCCAGGUGGAUUCUUCUAUGUGCUAUACAGGGGAAAGGUGAGUUGCAGGGUUUAAGAGAAAAAGCCAUAUGUUGCUUGUGCCAGCUUAGGGGAGCUGCAAUUGGUGAUUCAGCAUCUCGUCAAGUAGAUGACAUUCUGUCUGAGCUUUCACAACUAAGCGAAGAAAAAGAGGCGACAAUAGGUGAGAUGUUGCAAGGAAAAUGCUUGAAAGCCCUAACAAUUGGUGCUGGACUAAUCUUGUUUCAACAGAUAACUGGGCAACCAAGUGUCUUGUAUUAUGCUGCAAAAAUUUUCCAGGAUGCGGGAUUUUCGGCUGCAGCUGAUGCUACAAGAGCUUCGGUUUUCCUUGCACUGUUGAAGCUCAUUAUGACUGCUGUAGCAGUGGUAGUUAUUGAUAAGCUUGGGAGGAGGCCUCUGCUUCUUGGAGGUGUGUCUGGGAUUGCAAUGUCACUUUUCCUCCUGGGAUCAUAUUACACUUUCCUUGGUGAUGUUCCAGCUGUGGCUGUUACUGCUCUGCUACUGUAUGUUGGCUGUUACCAGUUAUCAUUUGGUCCUAUUGGUUGGUUGAUGAUCUCAGAGAUCUUUCCCUUGCGCGUUAGAGGGCGAGGGUUGAGUAUUACAGUUCUUGUGAAUUUCGGUGCAAAUGCACUAGUGGCAUUUGCAUUUUCUCCUCUUCAGGACUUACUGGGGGCCGGAACUGUAUUUUUCAUCUUUGGUGGCAUAGCUGUUUUGUCUCUUGUAUUCAUCUUCUUCAUCAUACCAGAGACAAAGGGGCUCACUUUGGAAGAGAUUGAAGCCAAAUAUCUCUAGAACUCACACCUUACUUCUUCUCCAUCUCUCGGACAAUAGAAAGUACACCUAUCACCCUUGGACAAGUUUGUUUUUCAUACUUGAAUGUCUCCUUGUCAGAAUUCUUGAGGCAAUCAAGUUGGUCUGCAACUGUUCUCUCGUAACACCAGUAUGCGAAAUCGAGGGCUGGUGAUUAGCCUAGUUGUGUAAUCGUGUGUAUUAUGUCAUCAACAGUGGAUCAUUACUUUGUACAGAAGGAAAAAAUGGAAAAAAUAGUGUUCCAGUUCGUUGUUUAACUUGAUUUAGGGACACUAUUUUGGCACAGUAUACUUUCUCGAAUGCCAGUGUUGGUAUCCUUUUCUCUAUUUUCGUUGUGAUCAUUACCAUUCAUAAAUUGGUUAUCUAUC
Messenger RNA from Solanum tuberosum (potato), 2227 nucleotides. Its product is annotated as D-xylose-proton symporter-like 2. Gene Ontology annotation, biological process: D-glucose transmembrane transport. The record is from RefSeq and is a predicted model, not a curated record. Bases 282 to 1841 code for a protein of 519 amino acids. Gene Ontology annotation, cellular component: membrane. Lineage: Eukaryota; Viridiplantae; Streptophyta; Magnoliopsida; Solanales; Solanaceae. The transcript is spliced from 14 exons. Gene Ontology annotation, molecular function: D-glucose transmembrane transporter activity.